AUGAUAAUUUACUCAAUGCUAAGCUUGCAUAUGCUCUACAUCGCCAGACAUAACAUGAGGAUCAUGAUGAAAUAUGUUAACUCCGUAAUAUCAGGAUUGAGCACCGUCCUCAAGGUGGCAAGCUUCAUAAUAAAUCGCGAGUCUUUAAUAAUUUAUCACCGGACGCUCAAUGAUUUUUUUGAGGAGGAGCUUAUGCAAAACGAAAAAAAACCGACAGGAAUAUUUUCGUCCCUGCGUACAAUAUAUACUAUGGCAUAUACAUAUUUCGCCAUUGUGGUAGCAUUGAUGUUUACAUAUACGUUUAAGUCUUCGUAUAUUUGUAUGAUCCGCAAUUUUCUCCAUUUUCAUUCAAUUACCAACUGUACUCCACCAAUUAGCGGGGGAUUUGGAUUACUCUCGACCGAUUCUGACAAUUUUUUAUUUUAUCUACGUUUGUUCUACGAACCAGGUCUAAUGACACUCAUCAGCAUAAUAACGUGCGCUGUCGAUAGCACUUUUGGCUAUUAUGUUUAUCAGUUUAGCUCGACACUAAGCGCCAUGAUAUCCACUCUCAUAAAUCCACUGUCCACUGAGAAAUUUUCAGAUCUCUUGAGAACGUGCGCAGUCAAACAUCAGAAGCUACUGCAAUGUCGUAACACGCUGGAGCACGUUUAUGGACCAAUCGUCUUUUGGCAUGUUGUUACCAAUGCCGUGCUUCUUUGCUUUUUGAUAUACGACUUCACAUCAUUAUCGGUCUUAAAUUUUGAAACCGUUUCCGCAUCUAUGUCAUACGCUGGAGUAAAACUGCUUCAAACAUUUAUGUAUACAUGGUAUGGUACUUUUCUCACAAAUGCGGGCGAGGAAUUUCGUAAAGCAAUAUACUUUAGCAGAUGGCUCAAUUCUAAUCUUGAUUGUCACGUAAGAACAAAUAUUAUUUUGAUGUUGAUGCAAAAGCCAAUGACUAUAAAUGCAGUUUUUUCUCCCGUCAAUGUAACCAUGUUUACCAAUUUCGUGAAUACUACAAUGUCCUAUUUUUUCCUGUUGCAAUCUUUGGAAUAA
Molecule: messenger RNA, 1038 nt
Organism: Trachymyrmex septentrionalis
Lineage: Eukaryota; Metazoa; Arthropoda; Insecta; Hymenoptera; Formicidae
Product: odorant receptor 94a-like
Exons: 5
Coding region: 1-1038 (345 amino acids)
Biological process (GO): detection of chemical stimulus involved in sensory perception of smell; sensory perception of smell
Cellular component (GO): plasma membrane
Molecular function (GO): odorant binding; olfactory receptor activity
Source: RefSeq, a predicted model, not a curated record